Trifolium pratense (red clover) is the source of this 1646-nucleotide messenger RNA. Its product is annotated as KH domain-containing protein At1g09660/At1g09670-like. Gene Ontology annotation, molecular function: mRNA binding. Bases 153 to 1085 code for a protein of 310 amino acids. NCBI's taxonomy places the organism in Eukaryota, Viridiplantae, Streptophyta, Magnoliopsida, Fabales, Fabaceae. The record is from RefSeq and is a predicted model, not a curated record. Gene Ontology annotation, biological process: regulation of mRNA splicing, via spliceosome. Gene Ontology annotation, cellular component: nucleus. The transcript has 7 exons.
CGGCAGAGAAGUUGGGUUUCUCUUUUGUGUUGUUUGGACUUUGGCAGGCAGUGUGGUGACUGACUGUCUAUCUGUCUGUCGUGGGCGGCUCACUCGCUCCUCUCCUCUCGUCUCUCGUCUCUCUAUCAACUAAGAAGAAGAAUAAUAGUAUUAUGGGAGAGAGGAUCCCAUCUGGGAAUGGGAAUGGGAAUGGGAGUAGUUAUUUCCAGUUCCAUCCUCAUCCUGGUCCUGGUCCUGUUGGACUUCCCCCUUCUCCUAUCAGGUCCUCCGAUCAUCGCGAAAGAUACAUGGCUGAACUAUUAGCAGAAAGGCAAAAGCUUGGUCCCUUUUUGCAAGUUCUCCCACAAUGUACCAGGCUCUUAACUCAAGAAAUCAGACGCAUAUCAGGGGGCUUCAAUCAACCUACUUUUGCCGAACAUGAAAGAUUUGAGCCAGAUAGUCCAUUUAGGCCCUUAGCUCAACAUCCAAAUACUAUGCCAAUGGAUAUGGAAGGAUGGCCCACUGUACCUAGAGAGUUCUCCGUGCAGGAUAAUAGAAAUUUCCAAAGAAUGGGACCCUUUCAAGCACCACCAGUGGGUUGGCAUGGGACACAAGGAAUUCCGACAACUCCGAUUGUGAAGAGAGUUAUCAGGCUUGAUGUCCCUGUUGACAAAUAUCCAACUCAGUAUAAUUUUGUUGGUCGAAUUCUGGGACCUCGCGGGAACUCAUUGAAAAGAGUGGAAGCCAUGACAGAAUGUAGGGUUUACAUCCGAGGCUGUGGCUCUGUGAAGGAUUCUAUAAAGGAAGAGAAGCUUAAAGAUAAACCUGGGUAUGAGCACCUUAAAGAGCCAUUGCACUUGUUGGUGGAGGCAGAGUUUCCAGAGGAUAUAAUCAAUUCACGGUUGGACCAUGCUGUGGCAGUACUAGAAAAUCUUUUGAAGCCUGUGGAUGAAUCACUUGAUCACUACAAGAAGCAGCAAUUGAGGGAGUUAGCUAUGAUCAAUGGUACUUUGAGGGAGGAAAGUCCAAGCAUGAGCCCUAGUAUGAGUCCAAGUAUGUCACCUUUCAAUAGUAAUGGAAUGAAACGUGCCAAGACAGGAAGAUGACCCCAGUAUGUUAACGGAAGAUCUUACAUUUUUCUCAAGCUACUUAUUACCAUCUGAUUUAGAAUUUGUGGCGGCCUUUAUGCUGAUUUUAUUCACCAGAAACACCUUUGGAACCGAAUCUCCUCAACCUGCUUGCAGGGAUGGUCGAUGGUUUAUCCGCUUAAUUUCUCUAUUUCAUUUUGACGUCUAUUCUUUGGUGUAUUAACCGCUAGAAUAUUGACCGUCGUAUUGCUAAGUUAUAGUACAGUAUUAACUAAGUUUCCGGUGCUACUUAGUAGCAUACCCUAGUUUGAUACUUUUUUUUUCAUUAAAAAUUUGCAUUGUUAAAUUAUUUAAUUUCUUACAUGUGUAUAUCUAAAUAUGCAUGGUAUUGACUCUUGGUAGAAAUAAAACAAAUGUAUUAGUGGCUUUGAUUGUAUUGUGACAUCAAUAAUGUUGACAUUGGUCAAUGGUUGUUAUUUUGUUUUAUUAUUUAAGAGUAUGCAAGUGACUGCUGCAGUAGCUUUAUGUACCGUAAUUUGAUCGUGGAAUAUGAAUAAGAAUGCUGUAUUUAUCAUCAAA